Vicia villosa (hairy vetch) is the source of this 708-nucleotide messenger RNA. RefSeq names its product RING-H2 finger protein ATL5-like. The transcript has a single exon. The coding region runs from base 1 to 576 and encodes 191 amino acids. The record is from RefSeq and is a predicted model, not a curated record. Lineage: Eukaryota; Viridiplantae; Streptophyta; Magnoliopsida; Fabales; Fabaceae.
AUGUUUUCGGAAUCCGUCUUUGAAACAGAUUAUACCCUUAGCAAGGACCUGAUAGGUACUUCCAUCCUUACAUUUAUACUCUUUCUCAUCAUCCUUCGCACUUACUUUUACCUCCGCCACCAUCGCAAUCAACGUUUGCUCUCUGCAAGUUCAAACUCUCUUACGACUCCCACUUUCACUGAAGAACGUCUUGAUCCUACCGUUCUCAAAUCCCUUCCCAUCUUUACCUACUCUUCUUCCGCCGUCCGCGGUACUUUUCAUGAGUGUGCUAUCUGUUUGUCGGAGUAUACCGACGACGAUGAAUGUCGUAUGCUUCCAAACUGUAGCCAUGUUUUUCAUUCUCAAUGUAUUGACGGGUGGUUUACUUCUCACUCUAAUUGUCCUUUAUGUAGAGCUCCGGUCCAACCGGUGACUGUUGAGUCUCAGGUUGAACCGGGGUUUGUUUCGGGUUCAGAAGGAUCGGGUGAGGGUAGUUCGAAUUUUCCAGAACCGAUUGGGUGUCCGAGAAGGCCGUUUAGAGUAAUUGUUGAGUUUCCAACAGAGGUUUUUCGGAUGGAAUCUCAUACCCGAGGAUAACUUGUUGAGAUGCUAUGUUGAUUGAAGUGGCUUUGAUUAUUGUAUGUAAGUUUGAGUUUUUGAUAUUGUGCAAUGAAGAUAAAUGGCAUGGUUUUUGUCGCAAAAAUGUAUGUUAUUUUAGACAAUUAAAUA